AUGGCAUUCUCCGUUUUAAGAAGCAAUUUUUCAAUCUCGGAAACAUCGUUAAGAGGUCACUUUGGACUCCGGAGGUUGACCGUAGACAUUCCUUUGCAACUCACAAAGUCCGCACUCACAACCAUCCAAAUCCUUGCAAGGCGUUUUCAUUUGCACAAACUGCCAAGUGCCCCUGCCAUUGCUACGCAGAAAAUGCAUGGAAGCCACGCAGUGCGACCAAUUCCAGGCAUGCAGAACAAAGUAGAGAUGAAAUUUUUCACCUUACGAGGAGAUAGUAAUGAUGGGCUUGAGAGCAGCUUUGGUCGUCAUGGUAUGGUCAAACAGAUGGCGAACAAGCCAGACAUGGCAUCAACGUGACAAUGUCAUACCGUUAAUGACCGCCUUAAGUUGGUUCAAACUAAGAAGUCAUUCAUCAUUGAAGCACAAAUUUCAGCAAUUGCAGUAGCUCCUUUUUACUCGCAUUCUAAACAUUCUUACAAUUUUUUACUCGCAUUCCUAACAUUAUUUAAUUCAGAUUUUGAAAACCCUUAAACUGCAAUAAACACCACAAACCCCCCAACUUUUUCUGUUUAAAACUAAUACUAAAACCCAACCCCUCCAACAUAUUGCCCUUGGGAUGCUGCAGAAGAAUCAUGCUGCUUUUUGAUGGGGAAGCAUGAACCUGAGCUAGAUAUGGUUGUACGGUUUCCUUUGCAGUGUUAAGCCCAAGUCUGGCCAAGACUUGAAACCUCUCUCCCACUCACAUAUUCCCUCCCUUCGCCAAUAUUUUCAGGUCGCUUGCCAGGGGCUCCCUUCAACCCUAGCCUGGUUCCCUUCAACACUAUCUCUCCAGUCAUAAUACGGCUGCAUUUCCAUCUCUCCAGUCAUAAUACGGCUGCAUUUCCAUCUCUCUCCAUUGACUGCACAUCUUGACCACACAUGCAUGCUGUCUCUAGUAGUAGCAUUCAACCCCUAACGAACUUCUUCCGGCAGAUUUGUGUUGUGGUUGGAAACAAACGCACAAAAAAGCAGCACGAUCAUCACUGAAAAUUGAACAUGAAAACUCUCUCUAUUUUGUCUAAAUGCGUAUAACCUAAACUCCAAUCGAUUUACAUUGUGAAGGAACUCCAUAAAUAUAAUAUAAGUGGAACCCGAAUUGGCUUGCUUCCACUUACGAAAACAAAAUGUUCUGUUUCUCUUUCAAGAAGUAUGAAAGUGCAUGAAAAGGUAUGGAAGCUUAUUCAAAUUCUGUCCAUCCGCAGUUUCCAAGACUGCUAUAGAACGCUGGUUAACGUGGGUUCUAAUUCUCAAGCCAAAUUAGCAACCAUAUGUGUCGUGGCUGAGGUAGCAAGUUCCUUGAAGUAAGCGAAGAAUUACGCCCAAUGGAAGUAUAAGGCUUGAACAGAUGUAAUAUCUAGCAUGAAGGGGGACAAAGAUUACAUUGCAAGUUUCAAUCAAGAUAUCAAUCUGCCUACCAUGAUAUAGAUCAUGAGGAAAACGCAAGU
This is a messenger RNA of Juglans regia (Persian walnut), 1484 nucleotides long. RefSeq lists its product as uncharacterized. The transcript has 4 exons. NCBI's taxonomy places the organism in Eukaryota, Viridiplantae, Streptophyta, Magnoliopsida, Fagales, Juglandaceae. The record is from RefSeq and is a predicted model, not a curated record. Bases 1 to 357 code for a protein of 118 amino acids.